Messenger RNA from Bubalus bubalis (water buffalo), 5983 nucleotides. RefSeq names its product hemojuvelin BMP co-receptor (gene HJV). The record is from RefSeq and is a predicted model, not a curated record. Gene Ontology annotation, biological process: BMP signaling pathway. Gene Ontology annotation, cellular component: plasma membrane. Gene Ontology annotation, molecular function: coreceptor activity. The transcript has 3 exons. NCBI's taxonomy places the organism in Eukaryota, Metazoa, Chordata, Mammalia, Artiodactyla, Bovidae. The coding region runs from base 1346 to 2629 and encodes 427 amino acids.
UAAAUUGAAAUUAGAAUCUCAUAAAAUUAUGACAUAAACUUGGAUGUCUCUGGUGCAAAUCUAGGAUCUCUUCCAUACCAAGGUGCCCCCGUCUCCAUUUCUCCUUCUGUCUUAAGCUUUCUGGCCUCUGGCCACUAGAAGUUUAAACCUCCAUCUCUCCUCUGGGAGUCUUAGCUCUCUCCUCCUGUUACCUCAAGACUUCUGAUGAAGUCUCCUUCUUUAGUACAAGUUUCCUACACCUCCUAUUCUGUGGUUUUCUCACCAAGGCCAAAUUUAGCUUCAGAUGAUUAGUCACUGAUACCCUCUUUCUUGUUCCUAUUUAUCAGUGCCCUUCACAUUGGGCUUCCAAGGGUGAGGCUUACUCCUUGUUGUAAAUGAUUUCUCCCUACAACUCUAGUCCCAUCAUCGUGUUCUCCCUCCUGCAUGACUCUCCCUCAAUUAUAUCCUUAACUCCAGAGAGAGUAGUUUGGCAAGAGGGAGUUAGCCCCUCCCCAAGUCUUGUCCUCAUCAAAAGAUUGACUUCCAAACUUGCAAAGUUAAGAUCAAUGGAAAGGUAAGAUCAAUGGAAAGGGUGGUUCUUCAGUCAGAUCUGAAGAAAUGUUGACUCAUGAAGAAGAAAUGUUGACUCAUAACAAACAAAUAUUGAUUUGCAUGCUUGGUUUGCAUCCAUUGUUCCAUGAGACAGAGGGAUAAUUUUAGCUCUCUACAGUAGAUGAAAGAGACUGGUUCCUUUUUCAUUUGAAUACUGAUUCCAGAGAUGGGAUGUGUAUCCCACCCUUACUCCUCCUUACUGAAAAUUCUGACACAAAGGAGGAAAAUCAAUGAAUGACCUCUGGAGGGUGUCCCCUCCUGAUGGGGAAGGGCAAAUAAGAGGUAGUCUCUGAUGUAUUUUCAGAUCCUAAUUCUGUUGAGGAGCCCACUGGUAUGACUGAGAUCUGAUCUAUCCACAUGAUUCCUCUUUUUGACAUUUCUGCUGUUUGGUAGCUCAGAAUGGGGCAAUACAGUGGACUCUGCCCCCCGAGUCCACUCAACCUUUCUUCCACCCCCACCUAGGGGUAUUGCAUAAGGUGCCUGAAAGUGGUCACAAAAGCAGGGCACAGAGGCUUAACAGCCUCGUGUUUAGUUCAGGGAGCCCCAUUUCCCCUAAACUCCAGUUAGCUCAUUCUUUUCUUGAUCUUCCCAGAUUCUCUUCACAUCAUUCUGAACAAUCUUCAACUCUUCUCUUCCCCAUGCCCAGCCACAUUUCUUUUUUCAGUCCCUUACAGGACGUCCGGUCAAAAUUCACUAGGUAGGAGGGUCAUCAGCUGGAAAGAACCGGAACCUGGGGGGACCUGGCUGGAUAGGUAUGGGGGAUCCAGGCCAGUCCCCUAGUCCCUGGUCCCCCCAUGGCAGUCCCCCAACUCUAAGCAUUCUCACUCUCCUGCUGCUCCUCUGUGGACAUGCUUAUUCUCAAUGCAAGAUCCUCCGCUGCAAUGCUGAGUAUGUAUCUUCCACUCUGAGCCUUAGAGGUGGGGGUUCACCAGGAUCCCUUCGAGGAGGAGGCCGGGGCGGAGGGGUGGGCUCCAGCGGCCUCUGCCGAGCCCUCCGCUCCUACGCGCUCUGCACUCGGCGCACGGCCCGCACCUGCCGCGGGGACCUCGCCUUCCAUUCUGCUGUGCACGGAAUCGAAGACCUGAUGAUUCAGCACAACUGCUCCCGCCAGGGCCCCACGGCCCCUCCCCCACCCCGGGGCCCCGUCUUUCCAGGCGCAGGCCCGAUCCGCGCCUCUGGCUCCCCAGCCCCGGACCCCUGUGACUAUGAAGGCCGGUUUUCCCGGCUGCACCGACAACCCCCAGGCUUCUUGCACUGUGCCUCCUUCGGGGACCCUCACGUGCGCACCUUCCAUCACCACUUUCACACGUGCCGUGUCCAAGGAGCUUGGCCCUUGCUGGAUAAUGACUUCCUCUUUGUCCAGGCCACCAGCUCCCCCGUGGCAUUGGGGGCCAACGCCACCACCACCCGGAAGCUCACCAUUAUAUUUAAGAACAUGCAGGAAUGCAUUGAUCAGAAGGUCUACCAGGCUGAGGUGGACAACCUUCCCGCAGCCUUUGAAGAUGGUUCUAUCAAUGGAGGUGAUCGACCUGGGGGCUCAAGUUUGUCCAUUCGAACCGCUAACCCUGGGAGCCAUGUGGAGAUCCGAGCUGCCUACAUUGGCACAACUAUAAUCAUUCGGCAGACAGCUGGGCAGCUCUCCUUCUCCAUCAGAGUAGCAGAGGAUGUGGCCAGGGCCUUCUCAGCUGAGCAGGACCUGCAGCUCUGUGUUGGGGGAUGCCCUCCAAGUCAGCGACUCUCACGCUCAGUGCGCAGUCGUCGGGGAACUAUAACCAUGGAUACUGCCAGACAGCUGUGCAAGGAAGGGCUGCCGGUUGAAGACGCUUACUUUCAUUCCUGUGUCUUUGAUGUUUUAAUCUCCGGUGACCCUAACUUUACUGUAGCAGCUCAGGCAGCUCUGGAGGAUGCCCGAGCCUUCCUGCCAGACUUGGAAAAACUACACCUCUUCCCCUCAGAUGCUGGGGUUCCUCUUUCCUCAGCAACCCUCCUAGCUCCACUUCUUUCUGGGCUCUUUGUUCUGUGGCUUUGCAUUCAGUAACCAGGCCAGCAUUCAGUAACCAUGAUGGGUCUAGAAGUGAUUUGCGGAUGGAGAUUGGCAAGGGAGAACAUAAGAAUCACUGAAGGGAAACAAUGAGGGUAAGAAACAUAUGAAACAAUAACAUUUUUCCAGAGUGAGAGAAGGCUGCAGUCUAGGGUUGAAAUGAUCACAGAAUAAGGAUUUUGGGCAAGGUUUCUGCAUUCCAGACUUCAGUAGGGGCUCUUCACUAAUUUUCCCAGUCUUGUUAAUAGGAAGUAAAUUGUCCUAGUCCAUCUCCUCCUGAAAUCACCCCUACAAGCUUAGAGGUUAUGGGGUCCUGAGGAUCAGUAGAAAACUUAAGGGUUGAGACUUUUAAUAGAGAAGAACUGAAAGAGGAAGACAUGAUCAUUACCCAUCAGAAACUCAAAAUUGAAUGAUAUUUUCUCUUGGAAGGUAGAAAGAUGAAGAAAUGAUGAGGAAAAGAAUCUAUUUGAUAAGUAUAAUGUGGGUAAGGUGUGUUCUGCUUUCUUGGUUCAUAAAUGAAGUGGGAGUUGUUUGGAUUUUUGGUGAAGGGACUCUCUAUCUUUGGAGAAUGACACAGGUAGGAAAGAAGCUAUCAUCCCCAACCCUAACUGAUCUGAUAUUAAAGCUAUGGAGUCUUCACAUUGUUGUCUAUGUUGAAUCUGUUUACAGACGCUUAAGAUGGCAUAAAGUCAAUGUGUUCACUCCACCGAAAGAGGGCUCAAAAGCGGGAGAUAUUGUUCUGCCUUCAGGAAGUUUACAGGAUAUUAGGGAGACAAACUGACUUAUAUGAAGGAGUGAUGAGUGCGUAAUCAUUCACUAAAUUCCAUAAUACUAUGAAUUCAAAUGAGAAGAUGAUUGAGAAGAACUCAAGAAAUAAUAAAUAAUAAGAGGUAAUAGAGUAGAUGAGAUCUGAAGUGAUCUUUGAAGACUGGGUAAGAUUGGAUUUGAAUUAAGGAUCUUCCAGGCAGGAGAAACUAUCUAGACAUUCACAGAUUCAUGAUUCAGUGAAGAAACCAGCAAAACUCAAAUGAAGUAGAUGAGAAUUAAGGGCUAGAUUGAUAGAAGCCAGAUUAUGAAGUGCCUUGAAAGUGGGGCCAAGGAGUUUAAAUUCAAUUAACAGCUAACAGUUAUUGAGAGCUUAAAACCCGCCAGGCCAUUUUCUAAACAACUUAAAAUUAUUAAUUCAUCUAAUACUCACAACUCUCUAAGGAAGGUAACUUUCUUAUCUCGAUUGUUACAUAAGGCAAAUGAGGUACAGGAAGACUAAGCAAUUUUUCCACACUAACGCAGCUUACAAAUGGUAGAGCUAGAAACUGAACCCAGAGAAUUUGGCUUCGGAGACUUAACUUAAUCUCAACACUAUACUGUCCUGUCAAGGAAACAGCCAUUGAAGAUUUUAGUUGUGGACGAGGCAGGGAAAGGGAGCUGCAGGCAGUGGCUGCCAUCACAAAAACUAUUUUCUUCUUUUGUCAUAUGAAACCCAAAAGGGAGAGCUGGAAAGGAGGGGGAAGCCCCAAAUAGAAGGAAUCUAAUUUGGAGAAGAAAAGAAAAUAGAAGCUGUUCUAGUCCUGGAUGUUCUAAAGUAACAGUGCUUUACUCCUCCCUCUUCUCUCAGUUUCACCCAUCUAACCUAACUCCCCAGGACACACAUACACACCAGCCAGUGCUUACCAGACAGAGCGUCCUUUUGGUCUGCUAUUUUAAAUUUCUUUUGCAAUUCUUUAUCUUCUAUUCCUGACUCACUAUCUUCUCUAAAGACCGCAGCCACUCUGCCAUUCCCACAAAGCACAGUCUCUUUACUUUUAAAGAUGACCUGCUUCCCUGGUGGCUUAGAUGGUAAAGAAUCUGCCUGUAAGACACGGGUUCAAUCCCUGAGUUGGGAAGAUCCCCUGGAGGAGGAAAUGGCAACCCACUCCAGUAUUCUUGCCUGGAGAAUUCCAUGGACAGAGGCGCCUGGUGGGGUACAGUCCAUGGGGUUGCAUAGAGUCGAAUGCAACCAAGACACUUAGCUAAUCCAGAAAACAAUCUGUUCUAAUGGAAGAAAAUUAGAGGAAACAUAUCCAUUGCUGUUCUCACUUACAGAUAACUUAGGCAUUUCAAUUCAAAACAUCUUUUUGAGAAACUGCUCCUUUUAUUGGUUAACUCAAAAGAGUACAUAACUUCAUCCCUCAAAAUUCACUUGUGGGAAUUUCAAGUAGGUUAAGAAGAAUUUCACAGCCAGUUGGGGAGUGAGAUUCUUUUAUGGCCCCUGUCAUUUGCUUCAUUUGCCCAAACUCAGGGUUAACCCUAUUAUCAAUGGAGUAUUUAAAAAUGAGUAGUUCAAAAUAAGCACAUGAAAAGAUGCUCAACAUCAUUACUCAUCAUGGAAAUGCAAAUCGAAUUUGAAAAACAAGGAGAAAACGCUACAUAACCACUGGAAUGGUUCAAAUUAAAAAGACUGAUCAUAUCAAGUGUUGGCAAAUUGUGAAGCUCUGACAUGCUAUUGGUGAGAAUGUAAAUUAGUGCUACUACUUUGUAAAAUUUUUGGCAGUUUCUUCACAAGUUAAGCAUAUACUUACCACACACUCUAAACAGUCCACCUCUAAGUAUUUAUCCAAAAGAAAGGAUAAAGACUUGUAUACAAUACCACUCAGCAAUAAAGUGAAAUAAACUACUGAUACACACAAUAAUAUUAUGAAUCUCAAAAUAAGAAUGUAAGCGAAAGAAGCCAAACAACAACAAAAAAGAGUACAUACUGUAUGUUUUCAUUUGUAUAAAAUUAUAAAAAGUGUAAACCAAUAUAUACUGACAGAAAAAAGAUCAGUGGUUGCCUGUGGAUGGUCAGGGGAGGGAGAGAGGGAUGGUUUACAAAGACACAGGAGGAAAUUGGAGUAGAAUGUUCAUUAUCUUGAUUGUGGCAAUGAUUUCAAAAAUCAUGAAACUAUACACUUCAAAUAUGUGCAGUUGAUCAAACAUUAGUACAUCUAAUAAACGUGUAAGAAAAAUAAAUAGGUAGCCGACCUUUCCCUCUUCUUUUGGUGGGUCAGUCAAAGGAAAGACCAUUGUAUGAAAAGGAAGAUUAUAACAGAAUUUCCUUCUUCUAGGAAAACACAGGAAAGAAGAGGAUGACAAGGCAAAGAACGAGAGCAUUUAGGGACUUCCCUGCUGGUCCAGUGGUUAUGACUUCGCCUUCCAUUGCAGGGGGUGUGGGUUUGAUCCCUGAUUUGGGAACAAAGAUUCUACAUCCCUUGGGGCCAAAACACUAUAAAACAGAAGCAAUACUGUAACAACAAAACAUAAAACAGAAGCAAUAUUGUAACAAAUCCAAUAGAGACUUUAAAAAUGGUUCACAUCCAAAAAUAAAUAAAUAAA